UUUAUUUGAAAAGAUGGUCAAAAUCAAAACCUCAUCAUAAAAAACAUCUCAGAACUUCAACAAAGUUUUGUGAUUGUUGUGUAACUGAAAGAACAUAGAAGUGACAGAAACAUGACAAGAAGAUGGUCCUUGUACAUGGAUGUUCUGCCACCUGCUGUGAUUAUAUGCUAUGAAUGUAUUGACAUGGCUUUACUCACUUUGUUCAAAGCAGCUACACUUCAAGGGAUGAACAAUCAUGUCUUUAUUGCUUAUGCUUAUGCUGUUGGUACUUCUGUUCUUCUCCCUGUCACUCUUUUCACUAGAAGAUCAAGAGCUGUUCCUCCUCCAAUCAGUUUCUCCAUUAUAUGCAAAAGUGUGCUUCUUGGGGCAAUAGGAUGUUCAUCUCAGAUUCUGGGGUAUAUUAGUAUUAAUUCAAGUUCUCCAACACUUGCUUCAGCAAUUGCCAAUCUGGUACCUGCUUUCACUUUCAUGCUAGCUGUUACUUUCAGAAUGGAAAAGUUAGCUGCAAAGAGUAGAAGCAGUAAUGCUAAGGUAAUUGGAAGCAUAAUAUCAAUAGCAGGUGCUUUUGUGUUGACUUUCUACAAAGGACAAUCCAUCAUGAAUUCCUCAUCACUUCAUCAACCAAUUGACUUUCUCAAGUCUGUGGAUUCAAGUUGGGCCAUUGCUGGUAUUCUGCUGACAAUUGACUAUUUUCUGGUUUCACUAUGGUACAUUUUACAGGUACAUAUCUUGAAAGAGUUCCCAGAUGAACUAACUUUAGUCUUGAUAUAUUCCAUAACUGCCACAAUCAUAUCUACAGUUGUAGCUUUGUUAUCAGUUCCAAAUUCAAGUGCUUGGAUAAUAGGACUAAAUCUCUCACUUAUCUCCAUUGUUUCUUCUGGAAUUUUCGGGAAGUUAAUCGGUAACAUAGUUUCUGCCUGGGCAAUACACUUAAAGGGGGCUGUCUAUGUAACCUCAUUCAAGCCACUGCAAAUUGUUAUCUCUGUUUGGUUGGGAGUUAUAUUCCUUGGUGAUACUCUUCAUCUUGGAAGUAUAAUUGGAGCCAUAAUAAUCUCAAUUGGUCUUUAUGCUGUAUUAUGGGGCAAAGCUACAGAAGAGAUAGAGGAAGAUGUUGGUGGUAGCUUGCAGUCACCAUCUACUGAGAAUGCACCUCUUUUGCAAAGCAAUAGAGCAGAAACUUUUGAAAAGAAAAUAGAUGGAAAUGUUUAAAAACAUGGUUAUCAAAUUGAAAAUGUUUAUAAGCAUAUGAAUCGUAAGAUACAUGCACAAAAAAAAUACAUUUAGCAAAAACAAGGUAUAUAUGAAAAUACUAAGUUCGAUUUUUUUU
Molecule: messenger RNA, 1327 nt
Organism: Medicago truncatula (barrel medic)
Lineage: Eukaryota; Viridiplantae; Streptophyta; Magnoliopsida; Fabales; Fabaceae
Product: WAT1-related protein At3g28050
Exons: 7
Coding region: 112-1209 (365 amino acids)
Cellular component (GO): membrane
Molecular function (GO): transmembrane transporter activity
Source: RefSeq, a predicted model, not a curated record